Molecule: messenger RNA, 1472 nt
Organism: Patiria miniata (bat star)
Lineage: Eukaryota; Metazoa; Echinodermata; Asteroidea; Valvatida; Asterinidae
Product: 2-oxoglutarate-dependent dioxygenase htyE-like
Exons: 9
Coding region: 194-1144 (316 amino acids)
Molecular function (GO): dioxygenase activity
Source: RefSeq, a predicted model, not a curated record
GUACUCUUUAGAUAAUGACGAUGGGUACCAGUUCAACCAAUCGUGAGAAAAGUUUGUUUAGCCGGGCGCGGGAGUGUCAUCAGUGAAAACGGUCCUCUGGGUCAUGUCGAAACGAUUUUGAUUGAGAACAUUGGAUCUCCUCUACUCUCAUGUCCAGAUACAUGUAAGCAGUCUCAGAUGUCAGUUGUAAAAGAUGGGUGAUUCUACCGACAACAUCCCUGUCAUUGACUUCAGUGCCUUCAAGCUGUCACUGGACAAACCAGACUAUGACAGCGAGGCUUUCAAGAAGUUGGUGCAAAGUGUCCAUCAUGCGUUGACGACCAUUGGGUUCUUUUACAUUGUCAAUGCUGAUUUCCCACCAGAGAAGCUGGAGCGCAUGUGGAAGGUUUCCAAGGACUUCUUUCAUCUGCCAGCUGAGAUCAAGAACAAGUACCCCCGCAACCCCAAGGAGAAUCAUGGCUACGUCCAUAUGGAACGAGAGAAACUGAAUCCUGACCGUCCUCAUGGUGACCUCAAAGAACUCUUCAACUAUCACCCAAUGACAGCAGAGGAUAGUCUUUGGCCAACUGAAACAGAAUGUCCAAACUUUAAGUCAGUACUAUCAGACUUUUGGGAUCCUUGCCUGGCACUGCAUCAGAGAGUGCUGGAGGUCAUGGGUCAUGGUCUGCAACUUGAGGAUCCCCUAUUGUUUGUGAAGCACCACGUCAAGUCUUAUGAGAACAGCGGCACCACGCUGCGCACCUUGUACUAUCCCGCCUUCAAAGAUGUGACCGUGAAGGAGGAGCAGGCACGCUGUGGAGAACAUUCAGACUAUGGUGGCAUCACUUUACUCUUCCAGGAAAGGCCAGGACUAGAGGUACGGACCCGCAAAGGUGACUUCAUGCAAGCGCAGAUGGUAGAGGGCGGUAUUCUGGUGAAUAUUGGUGACCUUAUGCAGAGAUGGACUGCAGACAAAUACCUGGCUGUGAAACACCGCGUGCUUCUGGACACGACAUCAGAGGAGAGUGUCAAGCCUCGCCAGUCCAUCGCGUUCUUUGGCCAUCCAGACUACGACGCCCUCAUCGAAUGCAUUGACGGCAGCAACAAAUAUGCACCUGUCAACAGCUUGGAUUACAUAAACAUGAGGUUUGGUUUAACAUACUAGUGUCUGGACCAAUGGGAUCGAAGGUUGCACCAAGGUCACGUGGUUACUUAGGCCUCUUCCAUAUUCAUAUUUUGAUUCUCUAGCUGGUCUUCAUGUCUGACAUGCUAGUAACCAAACAAAAGGUACUGCCAAGGUCAUGUGAUGAUCUUGGCUGCUUCCGUAUUCAUAUUUUGAUUCCAUGGUUUUCAUGUCUGACAUGCUAAUAACCAUUCAUAAAUACCUCAGACAGUUUAGCUAUUCCUAUUGGUCGAGAGCCCGUCACGUGGCCGGUCUUGAACUGAUGAUAAAGACAUGGCUAGCUGGUCUUAAACACUUUUCCAGUGUCACA